AAUAACAUCAUAAUGACUAGUCCUGUCCCCAGUAAUAACAUCAUAAUGACUAGUCCUGUCCCCAGUAAUAACUCAUCAUUAUUAGUUAAAAUAUUGGUUUUUUAAAUGUUAAUGACAGUUUGAGAAUGACUUCUGUAAAUGUGUCUGAUGGAAAUGAUCUUUGUAUUUCAUGUUUAGUCUCCGUUCUCAAUCUCUCUCAGUCUGUCGGGGAAUCCUCCGUUCUACGACGAGACAGAAGAAGAGGACACAGACCUUCACAACCGGAUCAUCUUCUGUCGUAUCAUAGCCGGGGAGUUUGAGUUUGACGCUCCUUACUGGGACGACAUCUCUGUUCCAGCUAAGGAGUUGGUGUGUAGACUGAUGGAGGUGGACCAGAUGCUGAGAAUCACAGCUACAGAUGCUCUCGUACACAAGUGGAUUGCUGGUAACGGGGCCUCAGAGAAGAACCUGAAGGAGGGAGUGUGUGCCCAGUUUGAGAAGAACUUUGCUAAGGCCAAAUGGAGGAAAGCGAUCCGAGUCACCACCUUCAUGCAGCGUCUUCGUGCGUCUGAGACUGCUGCAGCUGAAGUGGAGGCAGGAGGACAGGGGGAAGGAAGGGGUGAGGACCAGGGAGGAGGAGGGCAGAGUGAGGGAGGAGGGGUGACACCAGAGGUGACGGUUGGAACUAAUCCGGAGCGUGAGGAGAGGAACGGGGGAGUCGGGGUGAGGAGGUGGGGAGAGGAGAGGGGAGGAGGGGGGAGAAACCCUUUGAGUCCCUCUGUAGGGAUCUCUCCUUCCACCAAUAAUGAACCGCUGUCCCAGCCUCCCAACCAAUCAAAUGCCAGCUCCAAACCUCUGGGGGACGAGACAAAGAAGCCAGCCGUGAAGAAGUCGUCAGGCAAAAUGGCCGCCGCAUUGGGUCAAACCAAAACAACAACAGAGCCCAAAACACCUCCUACCCCCAUCGUAACCCCUGACCUCACCAAGCCCCAGGACCCCGUCACUGUCUCUGACCACGACACAGCAGCACCAUCGUUGCCUAGCAAUGCCAAGAAGAAGCAACCAACCUAUGUCACUCCUGAGACUCCAACGACUCAACGACACAAGAUGGACGCCCAACUCCCCAACAUGGGCCCAGGCCCUGCUGCUGCUACUACUACUACUGCUGCAGCCAUAGCCCCACCUGCUGACGGGAGGCCGGCAGUGCAGGCUCCAGUAGAGGAGAAGAAGCUGGGUGACAGUAGCUGGUGUCAGACCCAGCUCCCUGAGGCUGUAGCUGAGAGGCCUGCUGGAGUUGGGGGAGUAGGGGGAGGAACUGGGAUUGAGAUGGGAGGGGGAGGGGCAUCUGGAGCAGGGUCAGGGGUACUUGGAACAGGAUCAACAGUGAGAACUGGGAUGGGCCCAAGAGGUGACGCGAGCCCCAUUGGUAGAGACCAGAGAGCAGACAGGCACAGUGUAGAGUCCAGGGGGGAACCCGAACCGUCCGAGGGGGGCUACAGUUAUACCAUAGGGGCCCUGGGAAGCUCCCGUUGUCUAGGCCGACACACCACCCUAUACGGCCAGGAGGUAGAGCUGGGUGGGUACGGGGGUUCCUACUGCUCCUCUCUGUACGGCAGCGGGGGUGGAGGGAGGAUGUAUGGGGGCCUGGAACACGGGGGUGUUGGGGUCAGAGGUCAUGGUAGUAGCACUGCUGAUUGGCAGAUGGACAGCGUGAUCGAACAGAUCGAGAAGCAAAUGGCGGCGGUGCUGGAGAAGAUCGAGGGGGACAUGCCCUCACUCCUGGAACAGAUCAGUGACUGCCCCCCGCCACCCGAACCCUCCCGCAGCACACACACCUCCCCCUCCUCACGCUCCCGCUCCUCCCAACACCAACCAUCUCACUCCUUCACCUCCUCCCUCACCUCCACUGCUACACCCCCACCCCUCCCCACAUCUCCCAGACCACCUCUUCCCUCCCUCCCCCACCUCACCAUCCCCCCUCCAUCCUACCCGCCUCCUUCCCUGCCCACCCGGUCCCCUGGUGAGCCAGUCGGCGAGCACAAGGAGAGAGACGGACAGAGGGGAGCAGUCCAUUCCAGCCAAUCCCCAUCCAUGAGGCCAGGGAAGGGCCUAUGAGGGACUAAAGUGGGCACCUGAUUGCAUUUCACUUCAUUGCAUUGGUUUGGAAGGAGAAAACAGUCCUGCCCGACUCAUUUGGAGGUUGAAGGAUAUCCCGCCCUGUCACUCUGUAGAUGUAAACAACUUGUUGUGAACCACCCGGCCACAAGGUUAAUCACCAGGGUAUCAUUCAGGAGCGUGUAACGUCACAAUGUUAGAGAGAAAUAGAUGCACCCAUGUUAUUUUUUAUCGUGCAGAUUUGUCAGGACAUAGUAACUUAUGAAGCUCAUUCUAAAAUACAUGUAUAUGUAUAUAUAUAUCACAUAGAUGUGAUUUCUGUCCCAGGGGAUUUGUACUGUGUUCAAGUCUUCAAUUUAGACCACAAUUAGUUGAGUUAGGUGUUAGUCAAGAGCUGGUACAAAAACCUGUGAAACUCCUGUCCCGUCAAAAAAAAAA
Molecule: messenger RNA, 2532 nt
Organism: Oncorhynchus mykiss (rainbow trout)
Lineage: Eukaryota; Metazoa; Chordata; Actinopteri; Salmoniformes; Salmonidae
Source: RefSeq, a predicted model, not a curated record